AUGACGAGCGAGGCAAAGCGCAAACUCGCGGAAUGGCGCCACAGCGCUGCUGGUGCUGUGGCGUUGAGGCUGCAUAGUAGUGUUGACCUCUCAGUGCGCUCCAGUGCGGCACGGGUGACGGUUCCAGGCGUUCUCCCCUCCUUUCUGCUGGGAAACUGGAGUGCUCUUACCAACCGCCUGCGCCUCCCCUCAUUGGCGGUAACAUCGCUUGUGAGUUUUAUUUUCGGGGUUGCCUGGACACUGAGCCAGCUGUCGCGUCGAACGACGGGUGUGCUAAAGCGUUUCUCACCUCUUCGCGUGCUUCUGGGGACGGUGCUAAUCGUUGCGUACGUGCGCUUUGUUCGGUGGCGUCAGUUGUUGGUGGAUGACGUAAUAAGGUACAUGAAUUAUUCACGCCUUGUGCUGGCCUCAUCUCAGCUCGGUGACAGCACCCUUACCGCUUCCAACUCUCAGUUAGUGUCACACGGUGACACCCCUUUCACGUUUCUUCGCAACGGCGCCACUGAAUUUUUUGAUGCCGCGCACUAUACCGGUGAUGCAGUGAUAGUUGAUAUCAGCGAUUUAUUAGAAGCAGACGCUGAGGGUGUCUGCGCGCGUCCACCCCUGCCUAUCACGCGGCGUAUCAUGGAGGCGGCUAUUGUUCCUGGUGCCGCCCUAUCGCCUGUUUGGCGUCUCUUACUUGUUACAGGCCAUCUCCCCAACCGGGAUGAAGACACUUUGGCAAAUGGGUUUGCGUAUAUGGAGGCGGCAACGGUGCGGUAUCUUGCUGAAUUGUACCCCUCGCUGCUGCUGAUUGGCACAGAUGCUCUGCUCGUUGAUGACCCCGCCACACCGUCCGUUGCUGAUUCAGCGCGCGGUGCUUUAGAUGAAUGUGGGAUUGCUGUUCUUGGGGGUCUGUGUUUUGCUGGAGUUUACCCUCGCCUGAGGGUAUCGAGGUUUCUUAGGGGUUCAAUAAUGACCUUGUUUAAUGGGGCGCACCCAUUUGACGAAGUCCGGGGGUGUCGUGUGGUGUUUUUUCCAAGUGCCGCAUAA
Molecule: messenger RNA, 1032 nt
Organism: Trypanosoma rangeli
Lineage: Eukaryota; Euglenozoa; Kinetoplastea; Trypanosomatida; Trypanosomatidae
Product: arylformamidase
Exons: 1
Coding region: 1-1032 (343 amino acids)
Molecular function (GO): arylformamidase activity
Source: RefSeq, a predicted model, not a curated record